AGCCACAGCCGCGAACCAUUCUUCCCCAUCUUUUUUCUUCUCCAAUUUUUUCAUUUUCUUCCUUCUUCUUUCCUCCCCCUUCUUCGUCACAGUGGCCGCCCGCCCACAGUCGCCGCCGCCGCAGCCAUAUCACGUUCUUCUUCUUCUUCUUCUCCCAUUUUUUUUUCUUUCUUUCCUUCUCCUUUCCUCCUUCCUGAUUGAAACUCGAAUAUUUAACCUGAAGGAAAUUUACGUUCUGGUUUAACGAGGGCCCUUGAAUUGCGUUAGGAAGGGCUGUAAUUGCAGGCGAAGAUGGACGAUUACACGAGAGAAAUGAUGGAUUUGAAAACCCUUGUCACUCGCACUCUCGAAAAGAAAGGCGUGCUUGCCAAGAUUCGUGCUGAACUGAGGGCUAGUGUGUUCGAAGCAAUAGAAGAGGAGGAUAGAGCGAUUGAGAAAGAUGAAGGACUGCCUCCUGCGCUUUUGGGUUGCUGCAAUGAUCGUGCGAAGCAGCUUCACAACUCUUCUUCAGGAAGACUUCUGACUGCAUUGGUGUGCGAAUAUCUGGAUUGGGCUCAGCUGAAUCACACGUUGAAAGUUUACUUACCAGAGUGUAAUUUGCAUAAGGAUUCCUGGAAAUCUGAGUUGAAAGAAUUUAGCAGCAAGAAUGGGUAUGAUCUUAAUCAGAAUGGAGACAGUGGUCCUUUGCUCCUGGAUGUUCUUGAGGGGUUCUUGAAAUAUGAGAAUCUUUCUCAAGGAAGGGGCAGUAAUAGGCGAUAUACUACUGCCGAUGCUGAAUCUUUGUCUAACUUGGAUGCUCGAAACGCCAGGAGGGCACCGCCAUCUGUUGCUGGAGGCUUGCCUCCAUUAGGAAGGCCUAUUCCAAUCUUAUCUGAUCGUCGAGUUGGGUCCUCGGCCUCUGGCUAUAGGAGAGAGGAAUACAAUUGGAGAUACGAUAAUGAUGAGCUUCCAGAAGAUGUGCUCCGUGCUACAACUGCAUUGGAAAAUUUGCAGUUGGAUAGGAAAGCUCGUAACCUAACCACUUCCUGGAGGCAUGGCGGGGAUGGACUGCCGGAAGAUUCCAGCUAAGUAGACGGUGAGAGAACAUGUAAAUGUAAUACAUUCUUACCGGCCUCUUUAAUUUUUACUGAUCCAACAAUGUCGAUAGGAUUAUAUCAUUAUGUGAGAUUGACUAUGCUGUUGCUUGUUUAUUUGCCAUUUAGUAGUUAUAAUUCCUUAAGUAAGCUAGCUAGCUUUCUUUUUGCUUGAUUUAUUCUUCGACUUCAUUCUCGGUCGUUGGAAAAUGUUGCAGAACUGGUUUUUGUGUAGGGUUUUGAAAGUGUAUUUACACAGCUGGCCAUUGUUUCA
Andrographis paniculata is the source of this 1347-nucleotide messenger RNA. Its product is annotated as protein TONNEAU 1a-like. Gene Ontology annotation, molecular function: protein binding. Lineage: Eukaryota; Viridiplantae; Streptophyta; Magnoliopsida; Lamiales; Acanthaceae. The transcript has 8 exons. Bases 292 to 1068 code for a protein of 258 amino acids. The record is from RefSeq and is a predicted model, not a curated record.